Messenger RNA from Owenia fusiformis, 2201 nucleotides. The record is from the annotation of a GenBank genome assembly. NCBI's taxonomy places the organism in Eukaryota, Metazoa, Annelida, Polychaeta, Sabellida, Oweniidae.
AUGGAGAUGUUCAAACGUGGCUCACUUUUAGUGUCAAAAUCACUAUUUACGAGCGGCCGAUGCUUACAAAAUGGUGUCAGGCGUGUGAAGAAGAAACAGUUGUACAAUAUUCGAUAUGCAUCAUCUGCACAAGUUGUUUUGACUUCUACUAAAAUACCCGAAUUUAAUGGGGUUCAAAACCUCAAAACUCACCAAGAUUUGCAUGAAUUCAGCUUGAAAAAUCCUGAAGACUUUUGGGGCAAAUUAGCAAGGAGCAGACUGGAAUGGUUUAGCGACUUUGAUCGGGUGCAAGAGACUGAUAUGACAAAAGGACUUAUUUCAUGGUUCCUCAAUGGAAAGCUUAAUGUUUCAGUGAAUUGUGUAGACCGCCACAUGAGGGAAGAUCCCAACAGAGUUGCUUUGCUUUGGGAGAAAGAUGAGCCGGGAUGCCAUCAAGCUGUUACAUACAAAGAGCUGUAUGACAUGAUGAACAAGAUUGGGAAUACACUGAGGAGCCAUGGGGUUAGGAAAGGAGACAGAGUGGCAAUGUAUAUGCCAGUCUCACCCUAUCUGGUAGCCUCAAUGUUAGCCUGUGCCAGGAUAGGAGCCAUACACAAUGUUAUAUUCGCUGGGUUUAGUGCUGAAGCUUUGGCUACUAGGAUCAAUGAUGCUGCUGCAGAGACUGUGAUCACCGCAGACCAAGGUUUGAGAGGUGGCAAAAUUAUUGAACUAAAGAAGACGGUUGAUGAAGCUGUUUCCCGGUGUGACUGUGUUAAGAGAGUGUUUGUUACACAAAGGACAGGGAAUGAUGUAUCUAGGACAGAUCUUGAUUUUUCACUUGAGGAGGAGAUGGCAAAACAGCAUACUGAAUGUGACCCUGAACCUAUGGACAGUGAAGACUUCUUGUUUAUGUUAUAUACCUCAGGAUCAACAGGGAAGCCUAAAGGGAUUGCUCAUUCUCAAGCUGGUUAUUUAUUAUAUGCAGCUUUGACACAUCAGUUAGUAUUUGACUGUCAUCCAGGAGAUGUAUGGGGCUGUGUGGCAGAUAUAGGGUGGAUUACAGGGCACAGUUAUGUGGUAUAUGGGCCACUCUGUAAUGGGGUCACCAGUGUGCUGUUUGAGAGCAUCCCAACCUAUCCUGAUGCAGGUCGUUACUGGGAGACAGUUGAGCGAUUGAAGAUGACCCAGAUAUAUGUGGCCCCAACUGCUGUCAGGCUAUUGCUCAAAUCUGGGAAUAGCUUUGUCACUAAAUAUGACAGGUCUUCACUCAGGUUGCUGGGGUGUGUUGGUGAGCCAUUGAACCAUGAAGCAUUUGAAUGGUACCAUGAUGUAGUAGGGGAGGGGAGGUGUCCAUUGGUUGACACAUGGUGGCAAACAGAGACUGGUGGUAUUUGUAUCAGUCCCCGUCCCUCAGCCCCUGGGGCAGAAAUAAAGCCAGCUAUGCCCAUGAGACCAUUCUUCGGCAUUGACCCAGUACUGGUAGAUGAAAAGGGCAAUGAACUCGAAGGGAAUGACAAGUAUGGAGCCUUGUGUAUACGAUCCCCUUGGCCCGGAAUGGCUAGGACCUUAUAUGGCAAUCAUGAUCGUUUCUUGGAAACAUACUUUAAGCCGUACCCUGGUCUAUACUUUUCUGGUGAUGGGGCACAUAGACAUGCUGAUGGUUACUACCAGAUUACAGGUAGAAUGGAUGAUGUCAUCAAUGUUAGCGGGCACAGACUUGGAACUGCUGAAAUAGAAGAUGCAAUGGAUGAGCACCCUAUGGUUGCAGAGACUGCUGUUGUUGGUUUCCCUCAUGAUAUCAAAGGAGAAGGGGUUUAUGCAUAUGUUACCUUGAUGGAUGAGAUUCAAGAGCCUGAAGCGCAGAUUAUACAAGAGCUUAAAGAGAUGGUCAAGAAACAAAUUGCCUCAUAUGCAGUACCCGAAAUAGUCCAGAUUGCUCCUGGACUUCCAAAGACAAGAUCUGGUAAAAUUAUGCGCAGAAUUCUCCGAAAUGUUGCAGCGAAUAAAUCUGAUCAAUUAGGAGAUAUAUCAACAUUAGCUGAUCCUUCGGUGGUUGCAUCGAUUGUCAAAAAUCAUGAGGAUGUCAUGAAAAUUCGAAACGGAAAAUGAAAUUAAGAAGAAGACAGUGAAACCUGUAAAGAGGAACACCACUAUAAGUGGAACACCUCUGCUAGUGAAACACUUUUCAGAGGCCCACAACCUCUAUAAGUGGAACACCUCUG